GCGGACUGAUAAAGUAGCAAACCGCACACCAGAGCGGAGUUCCAGCCUCCGCCUCCCUCCAUUCGCUUGAUCCUCUUAUCUCCAAGCGGGCGACUAAGAUGGAUAUUGUGAACCAGUUGGUCGCUACCGGGCAAUUCACCGUGGUCAAGCAGCCACUGGGGUUCAUAAAGAUCCUACAAUGGAUUUUUGCCAUUUUUGCAUUCGCCACAUGUGGGAGCUACUCUGGGAUGUUCAAAAUGAGCGUGGAGUGCAAGAACAGGACGGAGAGUGACCUCAACAUCGAAGUGGAGUUUCAGUACCCCUUCAGGCUCCACCAGGUGUACUUUGAUGCCCCGACAUGUAAGGGCAGAAAUCAAGAGAGGUUGUUCCUCACGGGCGACUACUCCUCCUCAGCGGAGUUCUUCGUCACCAUCGGUGUCUUCUCCUUCCUGUACUCCAUGGCGGCCCUCGCUGUGUAUUUCUUCUGCUUGGAGAAGUACCGCGAAAACAACAAGGGGGCUCAGAUUGAUUUCGGAGUGACCUGCGUGUUCACCUUCAUGUGGCUGGUCAGUGCGGCUGCUUGGGCCAAGGGGCUCUCAGAUGUGAAGACGGCCACCAACCCUGACCGCGUCAUCACCCUCAUCUCCGCCUGCGAGGAUAUUGAGAACCGCUGCAAAGAGAUCCACGACCCCGUGGUGUCCGGGCUCAACACCUCCGUCGUCUUCGGGUUCCUCAACCUGAUCAUCUGGGCGGGGAACCUGUGGUUCGUGUUCAAGGAGACGGGCUGGCUGGCGGCCUUCACCCACUACCCCCCACCGUCGCAGGAGAAGCAGCCGGCCCCCGAGUCCUUCGGCCAGCAGGGGGGCUACGCCCAGCAGGACCCCUACGCGGGGUCACAGGGCGGCUACCAGCCCGAGUACGGCCAGCAGGGCGGCUACGAGGGCGGGGACUACGGCCAGGACUACGGCCAGCAGGGGGCGCCCACGUCGUUCGCCAAUCAGAUGUGAGCGCUGCCGCGGGGCAGCCAAUGGGGGCCGAAGGAGGGUGACAGUACGAUUUGGGGAGUUUGAUGCCUGAACCCCACCUACAAUUAAACACUCCUCCUGUGUAUCUGUUUGUGCAUCCAUCUGUUGACAAAGAGAGG
Messenger RNA from Conger conger (European conger), 1123 nucleotides. Its product is annotated as synaptophysin-like. The coding region runs from base 99 to 986 and encodes 295 amino acids. Lineage: Eukaryota; Metazoa; Chordata; Actinopteri; Anguilliformes; Congridae. The transcript is spliced from 7 exons. Gene Ontology annotation, cellular component: synaptic vesicle membrane; synaptic vesicle; presynaptic active zone. The record is from RefSeq and is a predicted model, not a curated record.